Molecule: messenger RNA, 14362 nt
Organism: Melanotaenia boesemani (Boeseman's rainbowfish)
Lineage: Eukaryota; Metazoa; Chordata; Actinopteri; Atheriniformes; Melanotaeniidae
Gene: vps13d
Product: vacuolar protein sorting 13 homolog D
Exons: 70
Coding region: 601-13704 (4367 amino acids)
Biological process (GO): protein targeting to vacuole; mitochondrion organization; protein retention in Golgi apparatus
Cellular component (GO): extrinsic component of membrane
Molecular function (GO): protein binding
Source: RefSeq, a predicted model, not a curated record
UGUGUUUACUUGGGAUGCAGUGACACUUGCCCCUGAAGUUUGAAACAGUGUUAUCGAUCCUGUAUUCCUAGAAAUGCUUCUUUGAUUUUCAAUGAAAUGAACAAGGUUGUUGUUACAUUUUAGUCUGAGAUACCGCAGGCCAGCUGCUAUUGGUUUUCAGAUCUCAACUAUGUAUGCUAAUUUUAGCUAAGUGACUAGCUAACUGGAUCACAACCUUGUCUUGUCCGUCACAACUACAACGCAGAGUUGUAAGUUAUGUGUGAAUAGUUUUAUUAUAAAACGCGGUCACUCUCUCUGUCCUCAAGUGUUUUAGUAGAUGAAGUCAAAACAUACGCUGACAAUUGAUGCUAUGCAGUUCACGUACCGCUAACUGUCUCUUCGACCCUGUCCUGAAUGGUUUUGAGAAGACAUGGUCACUCGUUGUCAGUGGCGUUAGCCUGGCAUUGACAUGGACUCAAAGCUGGGUCCAUAAGACAACCGUCGUCUUUGGCGGUGCUGCGUGCCUCCUCUGUGAGGCCAGCAAUCCGAAGGGUCAAGCUCACCAACACCUCUUCCUACCAAACCUCGGAGCAGCUCUCCGAUCUUCCUUGAGGCAUCAGGAUGUUGGAGGGUCUCGUUGCCUGGGUGCUUAACACGUACCUGGGAAAAUAUGUCAGCAAUCUGAACACAGAUCAGCUCUCCAUCGCACUUCUCAAAGGUGCUGUAGAGCUGGAAAACCUCCCACUGAGGAAAGAUGCCCUCCGAGAAUUUGACUUGCCAUUUGAAGUCAAAGCAGGAUUCAUUGGUAAGAUCACUCUCCAGAUCCCUUUCUACCGGCCUCACAGUGACCCGUGGGUCAUCUCCAUGUCUCAGCUCAACCUGAUCAUCGGCCCCGCCCAGCUGCAGGAGUACGAUGGAGAAAAGGAAAGGGAGGAAGAGAGGGAACGCAAGAAACGCCUCCUCAAGGCUCUGGAAGACAAAUUUAAAAGUGAGUGUGAACAGAGAGGAGAGUCGUACUGGUACUCUGUCACUGCCUCAGUUGUCACCAGGAUUGUAGAAAACAUUGAGCUGAAGAUCCAAAAUGUGCAUCUUCGAUUUGAGGAUGACUUUUCCAACCCAGAGAAGCCCUUUUCCUUUGGAGUUUGCAUCAACAAUGUUUCGGCUCAGAAUCCUUCCAAAGAGUCGACCCAGAAGCUUCUCCGACAAAAGCAGCUCGAGAUCGAAGACUUCAGCGUCUACUGGGACACACAGUGUGAAAUGCUCGGGAAGCUGCCCACUAAUCAGAUCCAGGAUGCAAUGACCCAGUGUAUGCAGAGUCGUGAGCACCAGUACAUCUUUGAACCAGUGUGUGCGUCAGUGUUGCUCAGAAGAAAUACCUCCAAAGAGCCUCUGAGGUCCCGACACAGCCCUCGCAUUGAAGGCCAAGUUCAGCUGGAGCCAAUGUCCUUACGUCUUUCACAGGUCCAGUACCAGCAGAUUAUGGCUUUCCUUAAAGAACUGGAUCGCAGAGAGAGGGGGAUGCUCUACAGAAUGUGGAGACCCAAAGUCCCAAUUUCUGGGAACUGUCGGGAGUGGUGGAUGUUCGCCAUUCAGGCUAACCUGAGUGAAAUUAAGGAGCAGCGGCGUCGAGGCAGCUGGAACUUCGCUUUGCAGCGGGCCCGAGAUGCACAGACCUACACCAGCCUCUACUUCUCCAGGCUGAAAGGAGUUCUCCUGAAUCCACAGGAGGAGAGCGAGCUGGAGCGAGUGGAAGAGGAGCAGACGUUAGAGGAGCUGCACAUACUCAGAGAAAUUGUCCACGACUGGUUUAGAAAGCAGGAGGAGAUGGCAGAGAAAGUGCGAGAGCCAAGCAGUGACCCCCAGCCUGCUCUGCCCACCACAUCCAUUCCAAAAAGUGGAAGCUCAGGGAUGAUUCAGUACCUGCAGUCUUGGUUUCCAGGAUGGGGGGGCUGGUAUGGAGACUCCCAGGACCCAGACAGACCUGAAGAGCUCUUACCAAGUCCAUCCUCCUGGGAUAUCCUAGCAGAGACAGAAGACCUGUUUGACCCUCUGGAGGACUCUCACACUCUGAAUACGUUCACCAGGCGAGAUCAUGUGUUCGCCCGGCUGGAGUUCUUACUGGAGAAGGGCGGAGUCACACUUUUCCAACAGGACAGGAGAGGCCACACGCUGCACGAGAGUGGCGUCAUCCAGUUGGAGUUCUCAGGGGUGAAGGUAAUAGUGGAGUCCCUUCCUCGCUCAGAGUCCUCCUUGCUGUCUGUUAAACUGGGCAGCUUGUUCCUGAGGGACUUGACCACUCAGGGCACCAUCUUCCCAGUUCUGGUGUCUCCUAAAAUGGACAAAGUUGUUGUUGCUGUGAACCAGUCAGUGAGCCAGGGCAGCAGUGCUUCUGGAUCCACGCCUCCAGUGUUUGAGAUGGUGUAUGAGCGUAACCCUGCGAGGUCUAAGUUUGAGAGGAGGCUGGAAGUAAGCACUAGUCCAUUAAGCAUCAUCUACAACCCACAAGCAAUAAAGAAAGUCACAGAGUUCUUCUACAAGGGAAGAGUUCACACCUCAGGUUUUGGUUAUCAGUCGGAGCUGGAGCUGAGAGUGGCAGAAGCUGCCAGGAGGCAGUACAACAAGCUGAAGAUGCAAACCAAGGCAGAGAUCCGACAAACCAUCGACCAGCUGCUCGUGGGGGAGUUUAUUGAAAACAGUAAGCGUUGGACCAUGAAACUGGACAUCUGUGCACCUCAGGUGACUUUUCCUGAUGACUUCCAGUCAGGUGACCCCAUGCUGGUGGUGGUUGAUUUAGGAAGGAUUCUUCUGACAAACUCUCAAGAUGACAGCACAGUCAACUCAAAAGCUACUCAACCUGAGAGGGACGACAUGAGUGAUGAUGAGUACCAGACUCCUCUGGCCACCCCACCAGAGUCUCCUCCACCUGAACUGGAUACACUUUUAAAAACGCAGCUAAAAAGCCCUGAACUUCCCAGCCUCCGAUCCCCGGAGGGUGCACAGGCCUACAGCAGAAAGCUGUAUGAAAAAUACUCCUUGUCCUUUAAGGACCUGCAGAUCAUGGUUGGUCGCUUUAAGGACAACUGGAAACAUCUCCAGGAGAGUGAAGUAGGGCCCACACAUGUGGUUGAAAAGUUUAACGUGCUGCUGCAGCUUGAGCAGAGACUGCGCUACACAUCUGACCCCCAGCUGCCCGGAGCUGUGCUGUCAGGAACACUGCCGGAUCUGAAGGUCCAUAUCAACCUAGAGAAGAUGACCGCCCUGAGGAGUUGUCUCGCUAGGCUAAGCAGUUCGUCUGUGAGCCAGGGGAACCUAAGUGAAGCUAAAGGUCCUAACGUAAUAUCCCCUGAUCCUCUCCCCCUCCGCCAUGACAAGAUCUUUCACAGGGAAGACAGUUCCUGGAAGCUGCAGGGUUCAGCCAAGAAUCUGACUCAGAGUGUGAUGACGUUAGAGCAGCACACUCGAGAAGUCCUGGUGGAGUCCCGUCUACUGUUAGCUGAAUUUAACAUCAACUACAUGCAGCUUGGUGUAGAGAGUGAUGGCCGCUACAUAUCUGUUCUCAAAGUCUUCGGCACAAAUGCUCAUUUUGUAAAGCGACCUUAUGAUGCUGAAGUCUCUCUGACUGUCCAUGGUCUUCUCCUGGUGGACACUUUACAGACUUAUGGCUCAGACUUUGACCUCCUUGUUGCUUCUCAUAAGCAUCUCAGUUUUGACAUACCCACAGGCAGCCUUAGAGAAAGCCAGCCACCGUCUCCAGGCUCCUGUGAUGGAAGGUCCCCUGAAUUUCAGGGAAACCAUACCGAGUUAUCCUCUGAUCUGCCCGCUGGUAGCGUCUUCCCGUUCACUUCCAUCCUCAAAGACCAAGAAGCCCUCAUUAAGCUCGAGUAUCAGUUCGUGAGCUCAGACUGCCCCAGCAUGAACCUCGACAGCUCCCUUCAGGUUACGAGUGUGCAGGUCAACAACUUGGAUAUCAUUCUCAACCCUGAGACCAUGGUGGAGCUACUCAAGUUCCUCCAGAAGUCUUUCCCAAAAGAAGAGAGUACUUGGUCACCAUCAAUGCAACAACACACUACACAGCCUUGCAAUGAGGAAGACGACAGGGCUUAUCAGGCCACCUAUGACCAGAACAAGGAGCUAACUGUGGAGAUCCACCGCCUUAACCUGCUUCUCCUUCGGACUGUGUCCACUGGCAGCUCCCUGGGCGCUGAGAAGAAAGGACUGAAGAUCGCCACCGCCAGCAUCACAGAUACCAAGGUCAAUGUUUCCCUGGGAAGCCGGUUGAACAUCAGCGGUUCGCUUGGGUCCAUGCAGCUCGUGGACCUGACCCAGGAGGGAGGCCGAAGCCAAUUUGUAGUCAGCAUCGGCAACGUGGAUGACAGCUCCCCGAGUCCUGAGCGGUUAGCGUUUCUUUCCAACACACCAGAGUCUCCCACAGAUGCUUUGAAUUUUCGCCUCAUGGAGAAAUCUCAAGGCGAGUGCUCCUUGCAGCUGGAGAUGGCGUCACUACACUACAACCACUCAGCCAAGUUCUUGCGGGAGCUCAGUCUGUCGGCCAAUGAAGUGGAAGACAACUUCCGCUCCAUGUUAAAAAGUGCUGCCACCAAAGUGUCCACAGUCCUCGCCACCAAAACCGCAGAGUACAGUGGUAUGGUUUCCCUCUUUGAGACUCCCUCACGGAGAAGAACUUUGAGUCAGAGUUGGGCGUAUUCAUUCGAGGAUGAGGAAGAUGUUCCUGUGGAGGAGCCUGAAUCCACCUUAGACACUUUUUUUGUGAAACUGACCCUAAAUAUCAGCAUUGAUUCUCCAGUUGUGUCCAUCCCCCGUAAACCUGGACACCCUGAGCUGUUGGUUGGUCAUCUGGGAAGCAUAACUAUCCACAAUUUUCUCAAUGGCCAAGACUCAGAAGGAGAGAGGCUGCAAGUGUUAGUGAAGGAUAUACGUCUGUACUCACUCAACACGAGUCAUUUGGUUUUGAAGCGGGCACCCAGACGGGACAAUGCCGACAAUAUGUCUCCAUCCCGCCACAGCAGCGUCAGCCAAGACGAAGCACAAUUCACACGUCAUGACUUCUUCGAAUCUCUCAGUCGGGGAAAAGCCUUCCACAUACUGAAAGACACUACAAUCCAGUUCACCCUGGAGAAAAUCCCUGUUGAUGAAGAUGCCCAGCUGCCCUUACUCACAGCAGAGGAGCCCUACAAGAGCACAGGGCAACUGAGGGUUCAGGGCCAAUUUGUCAACCCUGUUCAGGUGUUCCUGUGCAAGCCUGUGUAUGAGCAAGUUCUGCAGACGUUGGAUAAUUUGUCCCUGAUUGAAGAGCAGCGUGUCACACCCAGCCAGCCGCCCACUCCUCCUCCACCUACGCCCUCUUCCACCAGACCCCAUUGCUUUCCUGACCCCCAGGGGGGGCUGUUUGCCAGGGACCCUCCCAGUAUCAGCUUCUCCCAUGUGUCCCUUUCCUCUCCUUUGUCUCUUCAGUCUCCGAAUCCUGCUCUCUCUCCUUCGUUUACUCAGCUAAAAGUCACCUUACAUGUUGCAGAGCUGCAGGUCCAGCUCAGUGCUGAUCUGACUCAGGGCUCCCAGGGCUUAGUCAGUGUCCGUUUCCAAGAUUUGGAGGGAGACUUUACCAAAGAUCACCCCCACUUACUGGGAGUGCAGCUGGCUCUGCGUGCCCUCUUAAUGGAAGAUCUCCUGGAGCAAAACCCUGAGUCGAAAUACAAAUACUUGAUGGUGUCUCGUGGAGCUCCCAAACCCUCCACCUUCAGUCCAAAGGAGUAUCUUUCCCAAAGCUGUCCGUCAGCAUCAAAUGCUCUUUUUCCAGACAUGCCCCGCUCACUGCCUGCCCACAUCGAGGAGGCCAAAAACGUUUUCCAGCUCUACCAGAGGCACCCCAGCACCCCUUCAUCCAGCAGUCGCAAGUCCAAGAGGGAGCCAGACUUCCCCAGCACACCACCUCCUUCUCCUACGCACCAAAGGUCCUCUCCUCAGCCACCCCCGGACUUUGAUGACUCGUUAGUUCAUAUAAACGUGCUGCUGGUGGACCAGAACCACCCAGAGUUCAAAACUCGCUACGGCAGCGUGGGGCGAAGUGUUGACGUGGACUUUAACUGCCUGGAUGUUCUGAUCACACUGCAGACGUGGGUGGUCAUUCUGGACUUCUUUGGGAUCGGCUCCACGGCCAAUAAUCACGCUGUGAAGGUGCCGAUGUCACCACAAACUGUGCCGGGACACUCGUUAUAUGAAGCAGACAUGAGCGAGGAAGAGGCAGCACAGCCCGUCAACACAAAAGUGGACCUGAAAGUUCAUUCUUUGUCUCUCGUACUGAACAAGAAAAUCAAUGAGCUUGCCAGAGCAAGUGUGUCCAAAUUAUCUGCUCACCUGGAAAUGCUAGACGGUGACUUGGCCGUACACGGCACCUUAGGAAGUUUGUCCCUGAGUGACCUGACGCCACACGGUGACCUGUACAGAGAGCGCUUCACCACACAGGGAGGGGAUGCGCUCGUUUUCAACGUUUUUAAGUACGACCAGCCUGAUCCUGACCUGAAACGGGACUGUGACAUCAGGGUGUCUCUUCAGAUGGCGUCGGUUCAGUACGUCCACACCCAGCGCUUCCAGGCUGAGGUGGUAGCCUUCAUCCAGCAUUUCACACAGCUGCAGGAUGUGCUCGGCAGGCAGAGGGCCGCGAUGGAGGGCCAGGCUGUGCGUGACCAUCCACAGCGGGCAUCCAGGGUCCUGCUGGAUAUUGAGGCCGGUGCCCCGGUCAUCGUCAUCCCCGAGAGCUCACAGUCGCCGAGGGUGAUCGUAGCGAACCUCGGUCAGCUGAGGGUACAGAACUGCUUCCUGCAAGCUGGAGCUCAUGGGACAUUUUCCCUCCGAGACAAGGAGCGUGUGAGGAGUGCAGCAGGGAAGAGCAAUGAGCCAGAGAAGCCCAGAAGUUUCCCCUCCAGCGCCUCGUCAACUACAGGGUUCACCCUUGGCAGGCCUCAUUUUCCAGACACAGGCAGGAUCCCUGAAGAGGAGGAGGACCCUCAGUACUCAGAAGAGCAUGUGUGUCUGUUGGACUGCAUGGCCUUGGACCUGCAGGAGAUGGAUAUCUUUGCUGCAGAACGUCUUCCCUGUCAUCCAUGGGACGGUGGUGGGAAAUCAGAACCCUCCGACCUCAUCUUUCCUUCCUACUCUGUGCGUCGAACUGGAGACAACCUGCUGAAAGACUGCUGCCGCCUCAAGCUCAAAGUGGAGCGCAACCUGGACAGGGAGCUGAGCCACGCUGUGCCAGACAUGUCCAUCCACAGCAGCCUGUCGUCGGUGCACUGCUCUCUGGACAUGAAGCACUACCAGCUGAUCAGAGGCCUGCUGGAGAACAACCUCGGGGAGCCUAUUGAGGAAUUCCUGAGACCCUACAACCUGCAGGACCCCAGCGGCUAUACGGUGUUAAGUGGAGAUGUGUACACCAACCUGUCAUUCCUGGUGGAUAUGAUGGACGUCAGUCUGGAGCUUCUGGACAACCCGACGCCCACUGAGCACAGUGGCUCAUUAGCAAGGUUUGACUUCAUGAAAUCUAAGCUGCUCUUUGAGAGUUUUUCCAACGGAUCCAAGUCUGUCAACCUGGUGUCUCACUCCCUGCUGGCAUAUGACACUCGCUACACCGGGCUGCAGAAAAGUGCUGAUGGGGCCAGACACAACGUGUUCGACUGCAUUCUCCAGCCCUCUAAAACGGGUACUAACCGGGCAUCUCUGCAGCUGGAGCUGCACUACAGGUCCACCCGAGACUCGUCCUGCUUCACAAUGGUCCUCAAUAACCUCAGGGUCUUUCUCAUUUUUGACUGGCUGCAGCUGGUGCGGGACUUUCUGCGCAUGCCAGCCGAGAAGACGGCAGGCGGCGCAGAGUCUCGACAGCGCUGGCCCAGUAACACCAGCACCGACUCGGGCUGCACCGGGGCUGUCAUGCCAAAGACAGUGAAGAGUGGAGUGGUCACCAAGAGGUCUACUGUGCCGGUCAACCAGGACCGCUGCCUGGAGCUGAAGCUCAACGUUACAGGCACUGAGUUUGUGGUUGUGGAGGACUUGUCCUGCCUGGACACCAACGCCAUCAUCCUGAAAGGCACCACUGUCCUGACGUACAAGCCCCGCCUGCUGGACAGACCCUUCUCUGGCAGCCUGGCAGGAGUGGAGGUGUUCUCAUGUCGGCUGGGCAGCGAGCAGGAGACGGCGCUCUCCAUCAUCGACCCUGUUAACGUUCAGGUGGAUCUGUGUGGGAGCCCCACAUAUCAAAGCAGCUCUGGUCUCCUGGAUGCCUUCAACGUGGAGGACAUCCCACCGCUGCUGGAGAUUCAGUUUCCUGCUCUGGACAUCCGCCUCUCCUACAACGACAUUCAGCUCUUCUUAGCCAUUGCGAAGUCCAUCCCUGCAGCUGGAGCUGCACCUCCACCUCCCUCUGACUCCACUGACGCCUUAGAUCCUCCCAAAGACAGUUUCAAGCAGAAGACGCUCACCCUCAUAGAAACCCAGCUGAGCCACUUACAGGACCUUGGUUUCAGGAAAGAGGACUGCAGAGCAGCUCUUGCUCACUGUAAAGGCCAGCUGGACCAGGCUGCUACAUGGCUGCUGGAGAACGCUGAGAACAUGGCAGGACAUCCCAGAACCAGGGCAGGGUCUGGCACCAGCAGCCACUCAGCUCCUCUGUCUGGGGUGGAGAUCAAGGCUGAGAGUGUCUGUAUCUGUUUCAUUGACGAUUGCUUGGACUGUGACAUACCACUGGCAGAGCUCACAUUUUCCAGGCUAUAUGUGCUGCAGCGUAUUGGUUCCACCCAGGAAGGUAAUGCCAGCUUCACUCUGUCUGGAGACUACUACAACAGAGAGCUGUCAGGUUGGGAGCCUGUCAUCGAGCCCUGGCCCUGCUUCCUAAAUUGGCAGCAGCAGGCCGCUGGUCGCCUCCACCCUCCACGUUUCAAGAUGGGAAUUCGAGCCAAGCAGAGACUGGAUGUCAACAUCACUUCUGUCCUGCUUGAACAAUACAAAACUACCAAGAGCUCCUGGAUGGCUGACUACUGUAAGGAGGAGGAGCAGAGCCCCAAGUCUUCACCCCCACUACCCUGGAUUGGCUCCUCAGUUGACCCACCCAGCUUUGGACAGAGUGCGCCUCUGGCUCACCUUAGAACUAGGAGCACAGCCAGCUUGACCUGCCUCGAGCAGCAGAUUCACUCCAGAGCAGAUGUCAAGCUGUCAAAGAGGAGGCAGCCGUUUGUCCCAUACGCUCUGCGCAACCACACAGGAUGUACCAUGUGGUUCGCCACUUUAACCACAACUCCCACCAGGGUGGCGCUGUCUCACAGCAGCAGUGCAGACUCCAUCUCAGACGUCCACAGCUCAGGAACCGAUGACACCCACAAUGUCAGUCAGUGGAGGGAGGUGCUGCCUGGAGAGGAGAUUCCCUUUGAGUUUGAGGCCCGUGAGAAACUCCGUCACCGACACACUCAUGAAUUGAAGCUCCACCAGCUGCUGGUUCGGGUCUGUGGAUGGGAGCAAGUCAAGCCGGUGUCUGUGGACAAAGUGGGCAUUUUCUUCCGUUAUGCAGCUCCAGACAGGAACAACUCAUCGAACACUGUGGGCAGCCCUAUUAGCAGGACCAACAUCAUCCAUCCACAUGUUUAUUUCUCGGCCCUGCCUCCUGUCAGGGUGGUAUUUGCCAUCACGAUGGAAGGAAGUGCCAGGAAAGUCAUCACUGUGCGCUCGGCCCUCAUGGUGAAGAACCGGCUGGAUGUCCCAAUGGAAGUCAGGCUUGACAGCCCCUCAGCACCUGACAAACCGGUGGUGUUGCCUCCUAUCCUGCCUGGCCAGGCUUUAGCCGCCCCUCUGCACCUGACGUCCUGGCGGCUGCAGGCUCGACCCAAAGGCAUGGGCUUGUUCUUCUGUAAAGUUCCCAUCCACUGGACCAGCGUGGAGCGGCCUGGAGAGAUCAGCAGCAGUAAAAGGGAGUGUCAGUCUGCAGACAUCGAUGACAGCCUCAAGCGUAACUUCAGGUUUUGUGUGGUCAUCAAAAAGGAGAACUAUCCAGAGCAGCAGCCUGCAAAGAGGCAAGUUUCUUCUGGGGGUGCACAUCAGAUCUAUCGACAGCCAGGCCACACCGUUUAUCUGCUACCCACCAUGGUCCUGGCCAACCUGCUGCCCUGUGAUCUCAGCUACUACAUCAAAGGGACAGCCAUCAAAGGCUCGCUGAAGCCGGGAAAGGAGGCCGUGCUUCACUCUGCUGAUACCUCACAGAACAUGGAGCUGGGAGUCCUGCUGGAGAGCUUCCCUGUGUGCAAAGAGCUGUUGAUUCCUCCUGGCACUCAGAACUACGUGGUACGCAUGAGGCUGUACGACACCAACAAGCGUCUGCUUUGUCUCACCAUCCGCAUCAUCCUGCGGGCACAAGGAGCUCUGAAGAUCCUGAUUUCUGCUCCAUAUUGGCUGAUCAACAAGACUGGCCUUCCCUUGAUAUUCCGUCAGGAUAACGGGAAGAUGGAUGCAGCGGGACAGUUUGAGGAGCACGAGUUGGCCAGAAGCCUCAGUCCAUUACUGUUCUGUUACACUGACAAGGAGCAGCCUGCUAUGUGUACAAUGCGGAUUGGGAAAGGGAUCCACCCAGAUGGUGUUCCAGGCUGGUGCCAGGGCUUCUCUUUGGAUGGAGGAAGAGGAGUCAGGGCAGUGAAAGUGAUCCAGCAUGGCAACAGGCCUGGACUCAUCUACAAUAUAGGCAUCAGUGUGCGCAAAGGAAAAGGGCAGUACAGAGACACUCAUAUUGUGACCUUUGCUCCACGCUACCUGCUGGACAACCGCUCCACUCACAAACUAGCCUUCGCUCAGAGAGAGUUUGCAAGAGGAAAGGGUACAUCCAACCCUGAGGGCUACAUCUCCACCCUGCCAGGUUCCAGCGUGGUCUUCCACUGGCCCAGAAAUGACUACGACCAGCUGCUGUGUGUGCGCCUCAUGGACACGCCCAACUGCACGUGGUCAGGAGGCUUUGAAGUCAACAAACCCAAGUCGUUCCACGUCAACAUGAGGGACACACUGGGAAACUGUUUCUUCCUACGGACAGAGAUCACCCUGAAAGGAGCCACCUACCAGAUCUCCUUCACUGACACCGACCAGCUGCCUCCGCCGCUCCGCAUCGACAACAUCUCUGAGGUGCCCAUCCAGUUCUGGCAGCAUAGUGUGGCCGACAUCCGACUCCACACCGAGGUGAAGGCCAUGUCGGUGCUGGACUACGCCUGCGAUGAGCCCACUCUGCCCCCCUACCUCACACUCACUGUGAAGGGUGCAGGGUCCUCAGAGGUCACGGCUGACAUGAACUUCUUCAGAGAGUACAACAAACUUUACUAUGAGAACUUCAUCUACAUUGCAGCGACACACACCUUCUCACAGAAUGAUGGGAGGAGACCUGUUGGGAAAAAGCGCCUCGUGAGCUGUGCUGAGCUGGUUCUUGAUGUGGAUACCAAGACUCAAAGGGUCAUCCUUCGGAAAAAGGAGCCGGGGAAGCGCUCCCAGCUGUGGAGGAUGACUGGGACGGGGAUGCUUUGUCACGAAGGCUCAUCUCCACCCCAAAGUAAGCCAGCCCAGCCGCGGCCUCUGGACUCGUCCUUGGUGCUGGACAUUGCUGGGCUUGCAGCUGUUAGUGACAACAGCUUUGAGCCAUUGAUGUUGCGAAGGCCGGACUCACGGCGCAGCACGACCCAGACGUGGCACUUCAGCUCUGGCAUGCUGACCUGCGGCCUUCCUCGGCUGGUGGUGCAGGUGAAAGGUGGAGUGGCAGGCCUGUAUGAUGGAGCAGAGGUGGUGCUGGGACCAGAUUCUGGUCUGCUGCAGCCUGGUCCUGAGCAGCAGUUCAUCAACCAGAAGAUGAGGCCUGGAUCUGGGGUGCUUUCAGUACAAGUGCUGCCAGAUGGACCCACACGUGUCCUUCAGGUCAGCGACUUCAAUCAGAGGAGAAUGAUCCGGAGCUCAGCCAGCACAGAACAGGACAAGAGCAAAGAGGAAGUAACGAAGAAAGAGCCUGAGCAGGAGCUGGAGGUGUUGGUGACCUUGGAGGAGGGUGUGGGUGUUUCUUUAGUCAACAAGCUUCCCGAGGAGCUCGUCUUCACUACGCUGUCAGGUGUUGAUGUUCACUUUACUCGCACCGCUGCCAACGAAGUGCUGGAGCUGAGCAUUCAGAACAUCCAGGUGGACAACCAGCUGCUGGGAACCACCCAGCCCGUGAUGCUGUGUGUGACUCCCAGUUCAAGUGACAGUGGUGUGAACGACAGUGGCCCGGCGCUACAGGUCAACUCGGUCAAAGUUCCCAGCAGCCUCAUGCUCACGGACCUCUUCAAGCACCUCAUGGUGACGGCCCGACGUUUCACUGUCAUCAUCGAGGAGAAACUGCUGCUCAAGUUGCUCUGCUUCUUCGGUUAUGGAGAGGCCGAAGCUGAGUUGGAGAAGCUGGAUGAAAGCCUGCAUGAGAGGCCCAGCGAGGAAUCAGGGCCUCCUAAACGUUACUACUUUGAGAACUUGAAGAUCAGCCUCCCUCAGGUCAAACUCAGCGUAUUCACCUCUCACAAGCUGCCUCCAGACCUUAAGGCAUUGAAAGGCACUCUGGGUAUCCCUCUGAUUCGCUUUGAAGACGCUGUCAUCAACAUGUACCCGUUCACCAGAGUGCACCCCUACGAGACCCAGGAGAUCAUCAUCAACGACAUCCUGAAGCACUUCAGAGAGGAGCUCUUGAGCCAAGCGGCUCAGAUCCUCGGCUCUGUGGACUUCUUGGGGAACCCAAUGGGUCUCCUCAAUGACGUCACUGAGGGCAUGUCUGAGCUCAUCAAGUACGGCAACGUGGGCGGCCUCAUUCGCAAUGUAACCCACGGGGUCUCCAACUCUGCUGCCAAGUUUGCAGGCACUUUAUCGGAUGGGCUGGGCAAGACUAUGGACAACCGGCACCAGAGUGAACGGGAAUACAUCAGAUACCAUGGAGCCACCAGCGGAGAGCACCUGGUGGCUGGGAUUCAUGGACUGGCUCAUGGUAUCAUUGGAGGCAUGACGAGCAUCAUCACUUCCACAGUGGAGGGGGUGAAGACAGAGGGUGGAGUCAGUGGCUUCUUCUCAGGACUGGGGAAAGGUCUUGUUGGUACUGUGACCAAACCGGUUGCUGGAGCUCUGGAUUUUGCUUCAGAAACGGCGCAGACGGUCCGAGACAUGGCCAGUCUCAGCAACCACAGACUGGGCGUGCAGCGGGUCAGGAAGCCUCGCUGCUGUAAGGGACCUCAGGGUCUGCUGCCUCGAUUCUCCGCCAUGCAGGCCGACGGUCAGGAGCAGCUCUUCCGCCUCACCAACAACAUCCACUCUGAGUUCUUCAUAGCCGUGGAGCCGAUCGACAGCUACUGCGUCCUCAUCUCCUCCAAGGUGGUCUACUUCCUGAAGCCGGGUGACUACGUGGACCGUGAAGGCAUCUUCCUGGAGGUCAAGUAUGAUGAUCUCUACCACUGUCUGGUGUCUAAGGAUCACGGAAAGGUGUAUGUGCAGCUCACCAAGAAGGCGGAGAACACCAGCAGUGGGGUGGCUAUUCCCGGCCCCUCCCACCAGAAACCCAUGGUCCAUGUGAAGAGUGAGAAUCUUGCCAUUAAGAUCUCUCAGGAAAUCAACUAUGCCAAAAGUCUGUACUACGAGCAGCAGCUCAUGCUGCCUCCCAGUGAGAACGAGGACUGUUUACUGCUCGAAUCCUGAUCAGGAUGUUUCCCAGAGGAGUGUCUGUGGCUUCUCCUCCGUCCUGAAGACUGCAGCUUCUUAAUGGAUUUAACAAGCAACAACAAUACAAACCUGCAACCACAUGUUGGACAACGCACAUUUAUAAUCUCAUCAAAAACCAAGUAGGACAGUUGGACUGUGUUCAUGUCUGAAAUGCCACUGAUCUCUGUGCUCACCCUACGUGUGAAUAGACAGAAGUGUAAAUAAGAGGUAGCACUAUAAAGCAGUGUAAAUACUGUUAAUGAUGAAGACUAACAGAGGAUAAUAAUGUGAAAUAUAACAAACUGCCUUUACUUUUAUAUUUUCACAAUCAGAGAUGAUAAAGAUGGAGAAUGAAUUGCACUGAUGCACACACACACACACACACACACACUGGAGCUGCCUGUCAGUAUCUGUUCUGCCUUUAACAGAAACCUGGAUGUGUGAUGUGUCUCUACUUGUAUUUAACAAGGUUUUUUUUUUUAAUUCUUAUUAUUAAUAAGCCCCGCAUUGUUUCUGAAGCACAUGUUGGAAAGUUGCUCACAGACUGUCCGAAGUUUGGUUCUGGCUCAGAGUCGGAGUCUGUCAGGGAGGUGGUGACUCCAUCUGUCAUCCACACGGGCACUGCAUCAAAUAAAGGAGCAGACUGCAGUACUCA